Molecule: messenger RNA, 1704 nt
Organism: Phytomonas sp. Hart1
Lineage: Eukaryota; Euglenozoa; Kinetoplastea; Trypanosomatida; Trypanosomatidae
Source: the annotation of a GenBank genome assembly
AUGCCAACCUGCAUCACAUCGAAAGGCGAGGAGUACACCAUUCAGUUGGAAAAUAUCCCAAUACCACAAAAAAAAUCUAUUUAUGAUGAGCAACUACGUGAGCGGUGCAAUAUAGCAGACAAUAAAACUCCCUUGCAUGUUCGUCAUCCCUCAGUGGAGGAAUAUCCCCGUGCGGUCAAGACGUGUAAUCCCAAACCCACAACCACGUCCGAGUUCCCUGCGCGGAAGAAAUUAUACAAAAUCACCCUGUGGACGAAAUGCAUCUCGGUCCUGAAUUUCUCCCUCUACCUGAUGGUGGUGUGGUUAAACGAGGUGUUGCGCUACUUCUUUGCCGGGCGGGAUCCGCGCUUUCGCCCGGGCUACGCCCCCCUCAUCAAGGACUUUGACGAGCUGUGGAAUCGCUGCUUUUUCCGCCGCGCGAAUGACUGCUUCUCCAUCCCGAUCGACAGCCGCCCGUCGCGGGUGAUCGGGAUUAUGGAGCGGGUCUCCUACGACGAGAAUGCGACCUACCAGCGCACGGGCCGGAUCAUCCCCGCGAUCAACAUGGGCUCCUACAACUAUUUGGGCUUCGCGGAAGAUGUCCCGGGGGUGACCCACGACGUCCUGGACUGCUUGCAGACCCAGGGCCUGGCCUCCUGCAGCGCCCCCCUCGAGCUCGGCCAGAGCGCACAGGUGGACGAGUUGGAGCAGCGCGUCGCGCGGUUUCUGGGCAAGGAGGACGCGAUCAUCUGCGGGAUGGGUUUCGGCACCAAUUUCAGGGGCAUCCCCGCCCUUUUCGGGCCGGGAACCCUCGUUCUUUCCGAUCAGUUCAAUCACUCCUCGAUCGUGAACGGGGUGCGCUCCUCCGGCGCCGUCGUGAGGGCCUUCAAACACAACGAGUACGUCGAGGUUGAGCGGCUGGCACGCGAGGCCAUCGUCCUCGGGCGAACCCCAGGAGGCCCCUACAUACCUUGGGACCGCAUCGUCAUCAUCGUGGAAGGGGUUUACAGCAUGGAGGGUGAGAUCGUCGACCUCAGGACCUUUGUGAAUAUCAAAAAAAAGUACAAGGCACUGCUGUUUUUGGACGAGGCCCAUUCUAUCGGCGCGAUCGGCCGCACGGGCCGCGGGGUCUGCGAAUACGCCGGGGUCGACCCGAAGGACGUGGACGUCCUCAUGGGGACUUUCACGAAAAGCUUCGGCUCCAUCGGCGGCUACCUCGCGUCGGAGAAGCGCGUGAUCGACUACAUCCGCGUGCAGUCCUCGCUGGGCCUUUACUGCGAUACGCUCGCACCGCCGUGCGCGCAGCAGGUGAUAUCCGUUCUGGAUGUCAUCCUCGGAAACGAGGGAACGGAUAUAGGGCGGAAGCGAAUUGCGCAGCUCAAAGAGAAUUCAAACUUCUUCCGUCAGGGGCUUAUCAAGCGUGGCUUCACAGUGCUUGGGGAUGACACCAGCCCAGUGGUCCCAGUGAUGCUCUUUAACUUAUCCAAGCUUCCGGAGGUUUCCAUGCGCUUUCGCGAACGAGGUGUGGCCAUCGUAAUCGUCGGAUAUCCCGCUACGUCACUAUUGGAGGGCCGAAUCCGGUUUUGUAUUUCCGCCUCUCACACUCGUGAGGAUCUGCAGUACACGUUAGAUGUCCUGGAGGACUUAAGCCAAUACAUUUAUAUGGACUUUGAGAAGUCUAACUUUUUUAUGGCAAGAAAGAAGAAGAAGGAUUUAAUUGCCUAG